Molecule: messenger RNA, 3137 nt
Organism: Morus notabilis
Lineage: Eukaryota; Viridiplantae; Streptophyta; Magnoliopsida; Rosales; Moraceae
Product: probably inactive leucine-rich repeat receptor-like protein kinase At2g25790
Exons: 3
Coding region: 210-3137 (975 amino acids)
Biological process (GO): protein phosphorylation
Molecular function (GO): protein kinase activity; ATP binding; protein binding
Source: RefSeq, a predicted model, not a curated record
UUAACUUCUUCAUAUCCAAGCUUUAAUUAUUAAGGUUUUACAAAUCCUCGGCAGCCUUUGAAUUUUCAGUACAACCUUAAUUAUGAUAUUUAGCUCGUGACAGUGGGAGGAAUACACACCAAGAAUAUGUUAUGAAGAACUUAUGUCAGUUUAUCAGUAGUACUGGGUUCUUGCUGAUUUAGUCCUUGUCUCCAAGGUGAAGAAAAAUCAUGGCCAGGAAACGAUCACCAUCAUCAUCAUCAUCAUCUCAAACGACAUGUCCAACACUUUUCAUCACCGUCUUCUUGUUGAUCUCCAAUGCUUCAGCUUUACAUGCCAACGACGAAGUACUCCAACUUCUGUUGUCGUUCAAAGCCUCCUUAAACGACCCGCUUGGCUUCCUCUCCGACUGGACUCCCAACAACACCAACUUCUGCAACUGGCAUGGCAUCACCUGCAACAACAACUCGUCCCGAGUGAACUCAGUUGAGCUCUUCCGCAAGAACAUAUCGGGCAAAAUCUCUUCGACGAUAUUCCGACUGCCUGGUAUCCAAUCCGUUGAUCUCUCCGGUAAUCAGCUGACUGGCCAAAUCCCUAGUGACAUGUUCAGUACUGCUUUCAAUUUUAUUAAGUACCUCAACCUCAGCAACAACAACUUGACCGGACCGGUCCCGACCGGUUCGAUCUCCAGUCUCGAGACGCUCGACCUCUCCAACAACAUGCUCUCGGGAAGAAUCCCGCGAGACAUCGGCCGGUUCUCGAGCCUUAAAUUCCUCGAUCUCGGAGGGAAUAUCUUGUCGGGACACAUUCCCGUUUCGAUGUCGAAUAUUUCGGGCUUGGAGUACUUCACUUUGGCUUCGAACCAACUAUUUGGGGAAAUUCCGAGAGAUUUGUGCUUGAUGAGGAGCUUGAAGUGGAUAUACCUGGGGUACAACAAUUUCUCGGGAGAAAUCCCGCGAGAAAUCGGCGAGCUGAAAUCUCUUCAACAUCUCGAUCUCGUCUACAACAAUCUCACGGGGCAAAUCCCGCCGUCGAUCGGCGCCCUCACCGACCUACGGUACCUCUUCCUGUACCAGAACAAGUUGUCUGGACCGGUCCCCCGGUCGGUUUUCGGACUGAGAAAUCUGGUCUCGCUCGACCUCAGCGAUAACUACCUCUCCGGUGAGAUUCCCGAGGCCGUUAGUCAGUUACGGCAGUUGCAGAUUCUUCAUCUCUUCUCCAACAACUUCACUGGAAAGAUUCCGCAGGGUUUGGCUUCUCUACCUCGGCUUCAAGUUCUUCAAUUGUGGUCCAACUAUUUCUCGGGCGAGAUUCCACAAGAUCUCGGAAAGCAAAACAAUCUCACUGUCUUGGACCUUUCGACGAACCGUCUUACCGGAGAAAUGCCGGACGGUUUGUGCUACUCCGGUCGGCUUUUUAAGCUCAUAUUGUUUUCCAAUUCUCUCCAUGGCGAGAUUCCGAAGAGUUUAAGCGAAUGCAAGAGUUUACGCCGAGUUCGUUUACAGAAUAACAGAUUAUCCGGCGAAAUAUCGGAGGAUUUCACGAAGUUACCACUCGUAUACUUCUUGGAUAUCUCGGGAAACAGUUUAUCGGGAGAAAUUGGUGACCGGAUAUGGAAUAUGCCUUCGCUCCAAAUGCUGAAUUUGGCACGAAACCGGUUUUCCAGCCACUUGCCAGUGUUGUUCGGAAGCGAGAAGCUCGAGAACUUGAUCGUAUCAGAGAAUCAGUUCUCGGGCGAAAUCCCGCCAAGUUUAGGUAACUUUUCGAAGCUUAUGCAAUUAGACUUGAGCCGCAACGAGCUCUCCGGUGAAAUCCCGGGACGAUUAUCGUCGUGUGAAAGGCUUGUGAGUCUUGACCUAAGUCACAACCGGCUCACCGGCGAAAUUCCGGCGAGUCUCUCCGGAAUGGCGGUUCUCGGUCAGCUAGAUUUGUCUGAUAACGAGCUAUCCGGUGAAAUUCCGCGAAACCUCGGUCGAUCGGAGUCCCUGGUGCAAGUAAAUGUCUCUCAUAAUCACUUCCACGGGAGUUUGCCCUUGACCGGAGGUUUCCUCGCCAUAAACGCCAGCGCAGUAGCCGGAAACAGCCUCUGCGGCGGUGAUACUGCCUCUGGUUUGCCGCCAUGCAAGAAGAGCUUGAUCAAGAGCGUUCUUGUUCGUCGUCCCACGUGGUGGCUUGUUCCGAUCACGUGCUUCCUUGUUGCGCUCGUUGUCGUCGUUCUCGUCGUCGUCUUUGUUCGUCGUCGUAAGGGUAUUUUGGAGCUUAAAAGAGUCGAAAACGAAAAUGGAAUAUGGGAAUUACAGUUCUUUGAGUCUAAUAAGCUCGCUAAGUCUGUCACCGUUGAGGAUAUCUUAUUAUCUGCCAGAGAAGGAAAUCCCAUAAUUGAUUCAAAAUUAGUGGUGAAGAAAAUUAGUGCUAAUCAUGUGAAUUCCAUUCAUCAGCAGAGUGUUUGGUCCGAUAUCGGGGAAUUCGGGAAAAUUCGGCAUCGAAACGUGAUUAAGUUGAUCGGAAUGUGCAGGUCACAAAAAGGUGGGUACUUGGUUUACGAGUAUUGUGAAGGGAAACUGUUGAGUGAGAUUUUGAGGAGUUUGAGCUGGGAAAGACGAAGAAAGAUUGCGGUCGGGAUCGCGAAAGCGCUGCGGUUUUUGCACUGUUGUUGUUCGCCGGCGGUUGUUGUUGGUCGUCUCUCCCCGGAGGAUAUCAUGGUUGACGGAAAAGAUGAGCCUCGCCUGAGCUUGAGAGUUCCGGGAUCGAUGUGUUCGGAGUCUAAGGGUUUCACUUCUUCUGCAUACGUCGCCCCAGAAGCAAGCAAAGGAAUAAGUACAGAGAAGAGCGACAUCUACGCUUUUGGUCUCAUCCUGAUCGAGCUGCUCACCGGAAAGAGCCCAGCCGACACUGAUUUUGGCGUGCACGAGAGCUUCGUUGAGUGGGCCCGAUACUGCUACUCCGACUGUCAUCUCGACACGUGGAUAGAUGAGGCCAUCAGGGGACACGUGUCCAGCGACCAGAACGAGAUCGUCGAGACCAUGAACCUUUCCCUGCACUGCACCGCAGGUGACCCCACGGCCAGGCCAUGCGCUACUGAACUUUGCAAAACCCUCAACUCUGUUAUGAGGACAGCUUCUUGUGCUUCGGGCCUCAAAAGUUUCUUCACUUCUUAA